Messenger RNA from Phialemonium atrogriseum, 1014 nucleotides. RefSeq names its product Septin spn2. Gene Ontology annotation, biological process: intracellular protein localization; cytoskeleton-dependent cytokinesis. NCBI's taxonomy places the organism in Eukaryota, Fungi, Ascomycota, Sordariomycetes, Cephalothecales, Cephalothecaceae. The record is from RefSeq and is a predicted model, not a curated record. The transcript is spliced from 3 exons. Gene Ontology annotation, molecular function: GTPase activity; molecular adaptor activity; GTP binding. Bases 1 to 1014 code for a protein of 337 amino acids. Gene Ontology annotation, cellular component: septin complex; septin ring; cell division site.
AUGGCGUCCAUGCCGGCAGCUACCAUCUACCCGCAGAGCCACGUUGGUUUCGACAGCAUCACCUCCCAGAUUGAGCGCAAGCUCUUGAAGCGCGGAUUCCAGUUCAACAUCAUCUGUGUUGGCCAGACCGGUUUGGGCAAGUCAACCUUGAUCAACACCAUCUUCGCCUCGCACCUGAUCGAGUCCAAGGGCAGACUUCAUCCCGAGGAGGUCAUCCGAUCCACCACCGAGAUCCACCCCGUUUCGCACAUCAUCGAGGAGAACGGCGUCCGCCUGCGAUUGAACAUCGUCGACACCCCGGGCUAUGGCGAUCUCAUCAACAACGACCGCUGCUGGGAUCCCAUCGUGAAGUACAUCAAGGACCAGCACUCAGCCUACCUGCGCAAGGAGCUCACCGCCCAGCGCGAGCGCUACAUCCAGGACACCCGGAUCCACUGCUGCUUGUUCUUCAUCCAGCCCUCGGGUCACUCGCUUAAGCCGAUCGACAUUGUAGUGCUGAAGAAGCUCUCGGACGUAGUAAAUGUUGUCCCCGUCAUUGCUAAGGCGGAUUCCCUCACCCUUGAGGAGCGACAGGCUUUCAAGGAGCGCAUCAAGGAGGAAUUCGCGUUCCACAACUUGAAGAUGUACCCUUACGACAAUGACGAGUUCGAUGAGGAGGAGAGAGUCGUCAACAGCCAGAUCAAGGGCCUCAUCCCCUUCGCCGUGGUCGGAUCCGAGAAGUCUAUCAUCGUGAAUGGCAAGCAGGUUCGUGGCCGCCAGAACCGGUGGGGUGUUAUCAAUGUUGAGGACGAAACCCACUGCGAAUUUGUCUACCUGCGAGACUUCCUCCUCCGAACGCACCUCCAGGAUCUCAUCGAGACCACGUCUCAGAUCCACUACGAGACCUUCCGUGCCAAGCAGCUUCUCGCCCUAAAGGAGAGCAGCGCGCAGGGCCAUGGCAGCAGGCCAAUCAGCCCGGCUGCCGAGCGGGAGAUGAGCCGGAGCUCGCAACGCAUGACCAUGAACGGUUACUAA